Molecule: messenger RNA, 529 nt
Organism: Ilex paraguariensis (yerba mate)
Lineage: Eukaryota; Viridiplantae; Streptophyta; Magnoliopsida; Aquifoliales; Aquifoliaceae
Source: the annotation of a GenBank genome assembly
AGACAUUGUAUCCUUUAUAAUAAACUAUCCAUUUUCAGUUUAUCCUCAAGACUGCACUGUUAGUAAAUUUAAUCUUCAGGGCAAUAUAGAAUGGAAGAAGUACCAUUUGUUCUAUUAUCGAGUGUGCAAAAAGAGCUUUAGAGAGGGAGAGAGAUCAAAGUUGCAGAACAUGGGUCUCCUGCUUCUGAAGAAGAUUUGUCUCCUGUUCCUUCUCAUUUUUGCUUCAUUUCUGUCAACUUCAUUUGCAGGUAGAAAGUUCAGGGUUUUGAACAACUCAGAGAAGGAACUGGGUGCAACUCGUGAGAAAAUAUCAGGGGAGCAAUUGCAUCAUGAAGAAGCAUCUGAUAUACAUGAAAGGCUUCUCAAAGUGAACACAAAUGACUAUGGAAAAUAUGAUCCAGCACCAGCACUUGUCAAGCCUCCUUUCAAACUCAUACCCAACUGAUUUUGUGUCAUUAUCAAAAUUGAGUUGGCGUGGUACAUCAAUCCGAAUAAACGAAGAACUCCAUAGUAUAGUAUAGUAUAGUAU